GAUUGGAUGACACUGUUAUCAACAACAGCGUCGCAUCUCGCUGAAGCCAUUGGGACCGAAACCAAGGUCGAUGUACAUACAAUGCAAUCAAUGUUACAGCUGUUGCCGAUCUUUGUUGCUGGUCCGCCGGAUUAUUCAAUCGAAGAUUCUCACGUUCAUAGCAUUGCUGGUCACGUCCUGGCGAUCCCUUGA
This is a messenger RNA of Radiomyces spectabilis, 192 nucleotides long. RefSeq lists its product as uncharacterized. Lineage: Eukaryota; Fungi; Mucoromycota; Mucoromycetes; Mucorales; Radiomycetaceae. The transcript has a single exon. The record is from RefSeq and is a predicted model, not a curated record. The annotation marks the transcript as partial.